AUGGAUUCGCAGACUAACGAUGCCAACCUUGACGGUGAAGCUCACGACAUUAACAGGUCAGACCACAGAGAUGAGGCGGAGGAUGAAGAUUACAAGUCUCAACCUCAUACUGGCGACGGAGCCAGUCCUGGGAAAAUCUUUAUAGGGGGUUUGGCCAGAGAGACAACUACAGCGCAAUUUAUAAAGCAUUUCGGCAAAUACGGUGAAAUUAUAGAUUCAGUGAUAAUGAAGGACCGGAAAACGGGGCAGCCCCGCGGGUUCGGUUUUGUGACCUAUGCAGACCCCUCUGUCGUUGAUAAAGUCAUUGACGAAACUCAUGUUAUCAAUGGCAAACAAGUGGAAAUCAAGCGCACAAUACCGAGGGGUGCAAUGGGGUCUAAGGAUUUCAAGACUAAGAAGAUUUUCGUGGGUGGAAUUCCAACAACCGUGAAUGAAGAUGAGUUUAGUGACUUCUUUUCACAGUUUGGAGAGGUCAAGGAGCAUCAGAUUAUGCGAGACCACUCCACCGGUCGCUCCCGUGGCUUUGGAUUUAUUACCUUUGACACAGAGCAAUCAGUUGACGAACUCUUGGACAAGGGGAACAAGCUUGAGUUCGCUGGAGCUCAGGUGGAGAUUAAAAAGGCAGAGCCAAAGAAGCCAAACCUACCUGCAGCCCCAUCUAAACGUUACAGUGAUUCUCGGCCUGCAUAUGGUGGUGCGUAUGGAGAUAGCUAUGGGGGAUUUGGAGGUGGAGGUGGCGGUUAUGGUGGCGGUUAUAGGUCAACUGCGGCCUAUGGUGGUAGGGGAGGCAGUGCAUAUGGAGGAUAUGGUGGAAGUGAAUUUGGUGGCUAUGGAGUAUAUGGAGGAGGUGGUGGUGGUGGGGGUAUAGGGGCGUAUAGGGGAGAAUCAUCCAUAGGAUACUCGGGCCGUUAUGGAGGAGCCUAUAGCAGAGGUUAUGAUCUAGGAGGCGGUUAUGGUGGAGCUGGCGAGAGUUAUGGGGGAUAUGGAAGUGCUGGUGGUGCAGCUGGUGGUGGUUACGGGAGUGGUUAUGAUGCAGGUUUUGGAGGUGGCUACGGAGGUGGUAGUGGAGCUUCCUUUUAUGGUAGUAGAGGGGGAUAUGGUGGUGCAGGUAGCGGUCGAUAUCAUCCAUAUGGGAGGUAG
Molecule: messenger RNA, 1140 nt
Organism: Prunus armeniaca (apricot)
Lineage: Eukaryota; Viridiplantae; Streptophyta; Magnoliopsida; Rosales; Rosaceae
Source: the annotation of a GenBank genome assembly